Messenger RNA from Echinostoma caproni, 2148 nucleotides. The record is from the annotation of a GenBank genome assembly. NCBI's taxonomy places the organism in Eukaryota, Metazoa, Platyhelminthes, Trematoda, Plagiorchiida, Echinostomatidae.
AUGUCCCGUCACAAACCCAGUCCGUCAACAGCCGUCGGAUCGGUCGCCUGCAAACAAUCCGUUGAAUUACAUCAGUCCUCCGCCGGUCAUUCCAGCACUACGGCAUUCAGUUCGGUCCGACUACGAACUGGAAUCAAGGUCAUUUUUGCAGGUCUGUUUGUGCUUGUUUGCAGUCUGGUCUUUUACAAGCACAUUGUUCCAACCAGACAACAGACGACAAAUCGUUUGUCACCCCAGCCGGUGACAACAACUCGACGACCGGCCAUUUUGCAAACGCUUCAUACUCUCGGUUUAUCUACGGAGGAACCUGAAACUGUCACGCAGGCGAAAAGCAAACGAUCAGCUGACCUUCCGGAGCAGUUGGAAUUCGGACCGUUUGAUGAACCGAACAGAGCUGAAUAUACCAAUGUCUUGACUGCACUCCGUUUACAUUUGGGUCAGUUGUACGCAGUAGAUGGUUCCGGACCGAAGACCAAUCAGAGCUAUUACGACCUCUCACUCCGACCGUGGACUGAGCAGCUGAAAGCGAAUUUCCUCUGGGCUGUCAACUUGCACAUACCGAAUAAGGCACAGCGUACUGCAUACUUUGAAAAACUCCAACAGGAUUCGGGACCUGUAGAGCCACCUCCGAGGUAUGCACAUGCGGUGGUUUUUCAUCCACCGGAAGUUCGUGAGUACUUAGUCGGGCCGAUGAAUGAACCGAAAGAGAUUCGUUUACUUCGUACCGUACCGUAUUAUAAACGUCCACUUGGGACAAUCGAGUACGAGGCUUUGAUUGAUUUUCUCACUAUCCACUGUGCCCGACUUGACCCCUUGCUACAAGAAGCGUAUGGAGCAAGCUUUCUACGGGAUGAACCUAGUGGAUCGGCACCGACAGUUCACAGUAGCGGGAAUAGCUUGUGUCAGGCCAAGUACGACAGACCUAACGCACGGGGUCGUCCACAUUGUUUAAUGCCCACAUUCACAUCUCCGAUGAUUACACACGCAGCUCCCGGACGCAGACGCACGUGGCUUCGAUUAAUGCACCAAGUGAUUGCAUUUAUUCAGCAACCAGUGGAUAUCCAGUUCGAUUUAGUCCUUUCUGGGGAUAUCGGUCCGGUUGAGAUAAAACAAGGUGUAUGUUUAUUCGAAUCGACCAUAGAUCCACCGGGCAGUCCGGUGCGGAGGCAUUUUGAAUUUGUUAUGACCCCUCCAACCGAGCAAGAUAUUCCAACCAGCCAAGGGAACGAUUUUACCAAUUUCGGGUUUGCUGCCCCUGGGCGAGCCUUAACACUACGGUUCAUAACCAGCCUGUUUAACUACGAUUAUCUUUUCGAUGUGGUUUUUCAUACGACCGGUGUUCUGGAAUUCGCUGUGACUCCGUCGGGACAUGUGCAUAUCGAUGCAGUCUAUCCGUGGCCCAUCACAGACAGAUCAGCGUCUCGGCAACCGGAAAACACACCGCAUGCGUUUGGCUUUCUGUCCAACACUGAUCUGCUCAGUUUUGUCAUUCAUCAUCAUCUGUUUCACUUCAAACUCGACGUGGAUGUGGUUGAUCAGAUGAACACGUUUGACGCGGUUCAUGUGUAUGGACCGUUGAGUCUGAACGAUUCACGAGCUAAUCUUCAAUGUCCUGGUCAAACUGAACCUGGUCUACCCCCCGGACUGUGGAUGACUAAAACGCGGAUACGGACGGAGCUGGAAGCUAGGUUUCACACGAAAUUCGAAUUGCCGGUCCAAUAUUUGACCUGCGCUAAACCGGUCCAAGAUAGCCCAGUGGAUAGACCGAAUCAUAGAUGCAUAAACUUGGUGAACAAGGGAGCAAUCAAAACUUUGCUAAGUGACACUCAUACCCAAGCAUUUGCUUGGACUCGGCACCAGUUGAGCGUUACAAGACAGCACGACAGUGAACCUCAUGCCUCCUCCAUCUAUAACGGCGUGGACUUAUUCGACCCGUAUGUGAAUUUCACCAAAUUCAGUGAAAACAAUGAAAGCAUUGAGAAUGAGGUGAACGGAAUUCCUUAUUACCUGGUUCGCGGAGCUUGGCAAUUUGAUGGCAAACGUUUCAUUACCAGCCAAGGUGGCACUGUCACAAGCACUGAUGAUGUCAACGCGGUUGGUGAUGAAACGUUUGCAAUCUAUUUGUACAAAUCUGAUUACCGGGAGUAA